UUGAGCGGCUAGCGCCGACCAGUAGUCGUCGGGAGCGAACACACGAUGCUGCAGCACCUUCAGCCACGCGGUGGCGGUGGCGACGGCGGUGGCGGCAGCGGCGCCGGCGCCGGCGGGGGCGGCGGGGGCGGCGGGGGGGGCGUCGUUGAUCUUCAGCACCCGGCCCGGCCGUUUGACGGCGCAGAGCAAAACCGGAUGCAAGACCAGCUGCGUACCAACCUGACUUCGGACGAGAUCUCGACGCGAUCGGGCGGCAGUGCCGGCCAGGUUGCCUACGUCGAAGGCUGGCGGGUGAUUGCCAAGGCGCAAGAGAUCUUCGGCUUUGAUGGCUGGUCGUCGAGGAUCCUCCAGCUGCAGAGAGAGUACGAGGACCAUGACAGCAAGAACGGCCGCUGGACGUACAGCUACUCCGCGACGGUCCGCAUCUCACUCCGCAACGGCACCUUUCACGACGAGGUCGGGUCGGGCUGUAAGGUCGACAAGGACCGAGGGAAGGCCAUCGAGAAUGCGCGCAAGGAGGCUGUCACCGAUGCCAUGAAGCGAGGGCUGCGCCUGUUUGGCCCGGCUCUCGGCCUCUCUGUGUACGACAAGGAGUACGUGACGGAGGCAAAGCGAGCCAAGCCGGCCGCCGCCGCCGCGCCCGCCGCCCUGCCGCCCCCCGGCCCGCCCGGUCCUCCGCAGCUGCGGCGGCAUGCUCAGUUUGGGGACGCGGGCCACGCUCAGUUUGGCGACGACCUCGCCGUGGCGGGAGGCCCGGGCGGCGGCGGCGGCGGCAAGAGACCGCUACCCUCUCCCGCGCCGCCGGGCGCCGCGCCGGUGGCUUGCUACGGCAUGCGGCACUGCGGCCCCGCCGGCGGCGCGGCGCCGGCUGUCGCGUGGCAGCACCCGCAGGCGGGCGGAGGCGGCAGCGGCGACGAGCCACACCAACGUGGCGCCUUGGCUCAGGUGUGGCCGCCUCCAACACCGCACCAGCCAAACCAGGCAGGGCUGCAGCCGCACCAGCCGCCGCCACCGCAGCAGCAGCAGCAGCAGCAGCAGCAACAGCAGCAGCAGCAGCAGCAGCAGCAGCACCCGCCGCCGCCGCCGCAGUACAUGGACCCGGGGCUGGACGAAGCCGCUAUGGCUGCUGCGGCGCAUCACUAUUGACAUGAGGCGGGCCCACCCUUGGCCAUGUGGCCGCGCUCACCCACGAGCGCGCGCCAAAAUUACGUUCCGUACGUCAGAGUCGUGCCCGUGACCGCGCACGCUCUCGCUCUCGUUAUGACACGGGCUGCCCUGUCCGGUGUCUGCGCUGCCCCGUCCUCUCCACGUCGGCGGAGGGCGCUCACUGCCCGCCUUUGCCGCGCGCACCCAGUGUCGUGAAAGAAAAAAAUCAGUUUACUUUUG
Messenger RNA from Emiliania huxleyi CCMP1516, 1386 nucleotides. RefSeq lists its product as hypothetical. The coding region runs from base 46 to 1146 and encodes 366 amino acids. NCBI's taxonomy places the organism in Eukaryota, Haptophyta, Isochrysidales, Noelaerhabdaceae. Gene Ontology annotation, cellular component: nucleus. Gene Ontology annotation, biological process: double-strand break repair via single-strand annealing; double-strand break repair via homologous recombination; mitotic recombination. The transcript is spliced from 8 exons. The record is from RefSeq and is a predicted model, not a curated record.